AUGCUUCAAGUACACAAUACUACCAGCCACCACAACCCCGAUCUCAACGGCUACCUCAACAAUCUUGCUGCCAAAAACUCUGACCGAACAGGAACAGGGCUAGGGCCAGGGAUCGACCGCAGGAACGUCAUCCUACCCUCUUCUUCCCCUUCCCCUAUUACACCUGUCAGUCCCAUUCACCAGACCAAGAAGGACAAGGAGGAUCUUAUGCACCAUCCCCUAGGUAUCACAGCUGACCAUGGUCCUCCACCUGACAACCUUGACCAUGAUGAUGCAACUACUCCACUAAGGAGAGUCAGUAACAACACCCCUGACAGGAUACACCAAUACCACCCACAACAACUGCAUAACAGCAGGUCCGCUACCCGGGUCGCCGACGGACUAGUGCUCGAUCAUGAUCCCCUUUCGACAGUUAACAAUAACGACAACACCAACACUCUUCUCCAAGGAUCGAGCGAAAGCAGCAGCAGCAAUGAUCUCAUAAACGACUUCACUCGCGCUAUAUCCAAGACCAAGCCCUUAUCGCAAAAGUCCUGGAAACAGGAUGCAACAGCAGCCACUGGCACCAUGGAAAGCAGUCAACCACCGCAGCCCUCAGAAAGAGCAGUCGCACGCUCAUUCGAUCCAUUACUGCAACCUGUGGACUCCGAUCGAUGGCCCCAGUUGUCGUCCUCCUCCAAGCGCUCUCCAACGGCACCACCCUCUUCCUCCUCUUCUUCAAACCGCACAACAACAAAACAGAGUCCAUUGGAACAUCUAUCCGAUAUGGGUCCUCUUGAGAUGGGGUGUGGGAUCGACUCUGGCGUUGACUUGAACCAGGAUCCGCUAACAGGCCCCGCUAUCAACAAUGUCCGCAGGAUAUUGCCAUCCGACUCUGUGACUGAUCCGUUCCUUCGUGAUCCUUCAACAUCGACAUUGGUAUCGGGGGUUAGCACAUUGUCAUCCAACUCGACUGUCGCAACAUUGACCGGCCAAGGACGUACAGAUACCGAUCAUGGGGUCGAGGGUUCGUCAUGGAGUGGCGAUCAUCCGCUGUUGUUCGACUACACCGCAGAGCCAGAGUCCAUUGAUGACAAUAGUUAUCAUGAUUACUCAACAGCGUCGCGGCACAAAGGACACACACUGAGUUUGAGCACUACUCAGGAACCAACGCCGCUUCAAAGUUCAGAGAUCUCUUUCUAUGCAUCAGGAUCGAAUGCGCGCAGGAGGCGGAAUGGGCCAAAGGGAGCAGAGGAGAGGAGUUGGACAUCUCAUACGGACAAGGACAAGGACUUGAAGCAGAGCAGGGGGCUAGAGCCUGGGGGGAAACGAGUCAUCAUCCAUCAGGUCACCACCACCGAUACGCUGGCUGGCAUUGCACUGAAUUAUGGGAUCCAGGUGUCGAUUUUGAAGAAAUCAAACAAGCUGUGGACCAACGACUCCAUUCACACUCGAAAAUACUUAUAUAUACCCUUCGAGGAAUGUUCGGUGGCGCGUCAGCCUGGAGUUGUCAUGGAUGAGACCAGUCAGUCAAUCAUGCUUCCGCAAAGAAUUCAACCAGCUCACGAGCGCGCUGGAUCAUCACUUCCUGGGACCCCCUUCCACAGAGCAGGCUCGCCGCUUUCUGAGCAUGGACCAAGCCCCGGAGACCACACCUAUCUACCAUCUGAUCAAUCUGAUCCUUCAGGACCAAUGCCCAACAAUGGAUUGUCACCGCCUGCAAUCUCGGCGGUAGCAGCAGGGAUGUUACCGUCAUCCUCGGGACCUUCACGAUCCAUUCCAACCUCAUCAGUAUCCCCGCGUCUCGGUACCUGGAACGAGCCUAAAUCGAUGGUCGCGCCACCAAUUUCGUCCCCUACUACGACGACCACUACGCCCAAAUCGAACAACAGUCUACAGGCCCGCUCACUCUCACCACGCAGGAGUACUAUCGCCUCAUCAUCGUUUACAGGCGCUUCUCGGGGAUCGGAUGCGAUAGUGUUCUCGGAGGACCUUCCAAACACCAUGGUUGUUUCCCCGUCCAUGACACAUGAGGCAUUGGCUGCGCGGUUCAAGGAGAUGGAGUUUGUGUCGAGUGAGCAGCAUCAACGAAAGACACUGUCGGCAGAUCAGGAGCUUCGGACGAACCCGAUCCAUCAUCGUCACAGGACAAUCGAUCUUCGACAAUACGCGCAUCUCCAACAACACCAACAGAAACAGCAGCAACAGCAACAAUUGGAUUCUGGCCGUAACUCGAUUGCUUCGUCCGCUGCAGGGUCAAGGCGGACAUCGGUCGACCUUAGUGUGAGUGAGGAUGCGAUGAGCAGUUCAGGUGGUCUUUUAAGUAGGAGAGGAUCGAGUUUUGGUCAACAUGAGCAAGGGUCGCCUGGAACCCUUGGAGACAACCCAGCCAUUGAGGAAGAGUCGGAAGAUAUGGGGACCAAGAACGAGGAGUUUGUCACUUUUGGCCAUCAACAACACAUCUACGAGUCGGACGACAUGCGGCCAGGAGGAGGGCAAAGCGGACAUGGAUCGCAGCCGUCAGAGAGAUAUGAGACAGGUGACCCGGAAUGGACCCAGCGGCGCCAAGAAGUUGUGACUGUUCCUGCAGGUCUGCUAUCGUUCUUCCCCUCCCCGGAGCACUCCAAGAAACUGGAGACGCCUCAGUCGAUCUCCAAGUUGCAGAACCGGAUGGACGGUUACCACACUGGGUCACUAUCGUCAUCGUCAACUACUGGGUCGGGCAGCAGUCUUCGAGGCACUUUUCAGGACAGACAGGGCGAAUCGGCCAGCAAGUCCAAAGGAAGAGCCGCUCUGAGCGGUGAUACAUUUCAGGCUCCUACAUCGACUACUUUCACCUCAGCUCCACCAUCAUCGUCAUCAACACCAACAACAACGCCGCCUGGAACUGGAGCAGGAACUGGAGCAAGAGCGCCAACAAGGUCGUCGACUGCAAAUAACACUCCUUCCAACACCGUCCGAGUCCACCACCAACCUUACAGCAGCCAAAACUGGUCGCGUAUGGGCGAGACUCUGGUCGACGACUUGCUCGGUGCUGUCCGCAGCAAGUUGGCGAUUGCGAGGAGGAUGUACGACUUUACGACGUUUGGAUUUGGCACUCUUGGAGGGGGUGGCGGUGGCAGCUACAGUAAGGAUAGCAGUGACCCACCGGAUAUUUUGCGUCGAACCAGCUCACGAGGUUCGAGGUCGAGAAGUCAGAGGAACAAGGAGUAUCGAAACUCUGGAUCGGCGAUUGAGCUGGAUCAGGCGGUUGAUGGGUCUAUGGCGACGAGAGUUGUGAAGACGACGAUUGUGCAUCGAAUGCCGUCUUCUUCUACGGUGGCAGCAUCGAAUGGAUUGGACUCUACGGAGGGUCAUGCGUCUCCACGAAGCGUGCGGCGGAAACCUAGCGGUGGUGGUGGUGGACAUGGACGAGGGGCGAGUAGUGGGAGCACCACGAGUGUUGGAGGAAGUGGUGGUGGAAGUACUCGGAAACGAUCACUCCGAUCGUCGAACCCGGUUAACCAUCCAGCGUUGAUGGCGCUUGUGAAUGAGUUGGAUAAGGACAAGAAAGACAAGGAACGAGAGGAGCAGGAAAAGAGGGCGACGGCGGCGGGUGCAGUGGCGGGUGAGAGUGGUGGUGGGUCGCCAGUUGUAGAUAUCCUAUCUACAUCGUUCUAA
Molecule: messenger RNA, 3639 nt
Organism: Linnemannia hyalina
Lineage: Eukaryota; Fungi; Mortierellomycota; Mortierellomycetes; Mortierellales; Mortierellaceae
Source: the annotation of a GenBank genome assembly